This is a messenger RNA of Neolamprologus brichardi, 3467 nucleotides long. It is a transcript of the gene zhx1, whose product is annotated as zinc fingers and homeoboxes 1. Gene Ontology annotation, biological process: regulation of transcription by RNA polymerase II. Gene Ontology annotation, molecular function: DNA binding; DNA-binding transcription factor activity, RNA polymerase II-specific. The record is from RefSeq and is a predicted model, not a curated record. Gene Ontology annotation, cellular component: nucleus. Lineage: Eukaryota; Metazoa; Chordata; Actinopteri; Cichliformes; Cichlidae.
UGUUGAAAGGAAAGUCUGCAUUGUCAGUGUUGUCCUUAAGUAGCUUCUCAUCGUGCCCUGACAGGUCAUGUAAGGACAUUUUGGCACGCAGCCGGAUCGGGGAAAUGAUGAGUUUACGGCCCGCCGCACACGCUGUUUGACACGCAGUUACUCUCUAAGGAUAUCACGGCUGAAAACAAGCUCACACCGAGUCCACUGUAGUGCUGUUAAAUUGGGCAUUUUGUAGCCUAAAAUUUCUCCCAAAAAUUUUUAAGAGCACAGAGAGAGAGUCGCCGAGGAAUGACGUCAGGACGUAUUACAUUGAAUGAUGACGCCGUUUGAUCAUUAAAAAAAUCUGCCGUUAAAAAAAAAUCAGAGAAUUGGGUCAGCAAACAGCACGGUAUGAAUGUAACUCCGGUGGGUUCGUUCGGUGGUUCAACUUUGACAAAGAAGCCCCCGCUUUGGCGUGAAGUAACCUGCUCCGACGGGGAGAGAGGGAGAUGUCCGGUGUUUUCCAGCAUCUGCCAACGACAGCCGUAGCCGUUAGACCGGUCCGUCUGUCUGUCUGCGUCCCUCGGCUGGGUUUGGUAAGACCCGUUUGCCCGGAUAACGUUAACGCUGCUGCGGUCCCGGGCCAGGCUCGGGUCUGAGCGGUUAGCCGGGGGAAAGCAGAGACGCCGACAGAUACCACCAGAGAGGAGCUGAGAGCUGCUCUGCUGAGACCCAGGAAAUCACUCCUCGCCUUGUCUCGACAGCCUGGUAGCAACACAGUGCACAUUUCAGUAGUUCCAAAAUACAGAAUUCAAGGACUUUAAAGUGGGAGCACGUUUGCUUGCGAUAUGUGAGUCUCGGCAGUUCUGCCACGCAUCUAGUUUUGCCGGAGAAGUAAAAAGUUUGGUUUGACAAUGUCGAGCCGCCGGAAAUCCACCACACCUUGCAUGGUGGUGCCCUCUGAUGUGGUUGAGCAGGAGCAAGAGGAGGUGGAGGAGAAAACAGAGAAAACGAAGGAGGAAGACGCUGGGGAGGAGGAGGAGGAGGGAAAGGUGAAGGAGGGAACGGAGGAGGGGCUGACUGCAGAAGAGCUGGGGCAGGCUGUAGUUGUUGUUCCUGUUCCACCAGAUUCAGAUGAACCUGGUGUAUCUACUGUAGGCAACAGAGAGGCUGUCGGUCCAUCACUGAAAAGCAGCACUACAAAUCCUCCUGAGGAUCUGAGCAGCGACCAGCCCACCCACGAGCAACAGUGUGACACCCCUGAGGAGGGGGGAGCAGACCCCGCGGCAGUUGCUGCCAUCUCUCUCAGCAAGACCCCGAUCAUGAGGAUGAAGACCAAAUCUGAACCCAAGAGAAUCGCUGUGUCCCUGAAAUCGGCAGACGAGGCAGCGGAGGCUUUUGGAGGAGGUGGCGAGGGAGAGUUGGGUGGGGAGCAGGAACCCAUUGAAGCUCCUCUGGGGCCGAUGACGCCUGUGGAGAUGCUCAUGCACGACUCCAUAAAGCUCGGGGGAGGCGGCUUGCUGAUCACCCCUCAGUUUGAACAGCAGAGGAAGUCCUCCAUUUUAAAUCCCACAGUCCUGCCUGCUGGUCUGGCACAGGUGCUCUCUGCCUUCCAGGCCCAGCAAAACACAGCAGCAGCUCAGCCCCAGCUGCUGAUUCCACUUAGCAGCAUCCCCUCCUACAGUGCCGCUAUGGACACUAACCCUCUGCUGGGCACCACAUAUAAGAAGUUCCCUUACCCCUCCAUGGCUGAGAUCAGCAGCCUGGCAGCACAGACACAGUUCACAGAGGAACAGAUCAAGGUGUGGUUCUCAGCUCAGAGGCUGAAGCACGGUGUCAGCUGGACUCCAGAAGAAGUGGAAGAGGCCAGGAGGAAGCAGUUUAAUGGCACGGUGCACACUGUGCCUCAGACUAUCACUGUCAUACCUGCUCACCAGCUGUCGGCUGCUGCUAACGGCCUGCAGUCCAUCCUUCAGACCUGCCAGAUAGUGGGCCAGCCUGGCCUCGUGUUCACACAGGUUGGCCCAGGAGGCAACCUUCCAGUGACCAGUCCCAUCACCCUGACAGUGGCAGGGUUGCCUAGCCAGUCCCAGAGCUCCAGCAGAGUUUCCUGCCAGCCCACCCUGACAAACAGUGAGCUGAAGCGGGCUACCACUAUCCAGCCUCCCUCUCUUUCACCACAGGAGAACUCAGCCCUCAGUGUUGACACAUUCAGCAUGCGACCUAAGAAAUCCAAAGAGCAGCUGGCGGAGCUGAAAGCCAGCUACCUGAAGAACCACUUUGUCACAGAUGCUGAAAUUGCCCGAUUGAUGAAACUUACCAACUUGACGAAAGGGGAGAUCAAAAAGUGGUUCAGUGACACCAGGUACAACCAGCGCAACUCCAAGAACAGCCAUGUCAUCGUGUUUCACGACGGAGGUGGUAGAAGCGGGGGCACAUGUAGCAGCGCUGCUAACACCACCAUUGUUAUCGACUCCAGCGACGAGACCCCGACAUCACCCCAUCCUCCACGUACACCUCCCGUGAAGGAGAAGGAGACCCGUCCCAAAACGUGGAACCCGUUUCCGGACUUUACCCUGCAGAAGUUUAAGGAGAAGACGCCGGAGCAGCUUGUGGUGCUGGAGGAGAGUUUUGAGAAGAACACCACACCUUCAGAUGAAGAGCUGAGCCGCCUGAGGACGGAGACUAAACUGACACGGAGGGAAAUUGACGCCUGGUUCACUGAGAGACGAAAAAUGCCAUCCGUCAGCACCUCGUCUCCAGAUUCCUCUGAAGGAGGAAAAAUAGAAACAGAUGGAGCAAAAGCAGGAGAAGGGGGAGGAACAGGAGCAACGGCCUCUUCUUCACCUCCUGCCUCCUCAUCUCGAAAAGGUAGUCAAACUCCUCCUGGGAAUCGCACCAAGCAUUUGCCCAGCAGCAACAGGAAGGACAUUAAGGACAAGAGUAAAAAGACUCCGGAGCAGCUCCAUAUUCUGAAAAGUGCCUUUGUUAGGACCCAGUGGCCCACACCAGAGGAGUACGAUCAGCUGGCAGAGGAAAGCGGCCUUGCUCGCUCCUACAUUGUCAGCUGGUUCGGGGACUCUCGGUAUUCCUGGAAGAACGGAAACCUGAAGUGGUUCUUUCAAUACCAAAGUGGCAACAUCGAAGGACCAAACAGCGGAGGUGGGAGUAAACUGGGAAGCGGCAGUCGGAAAAGACGUGGGCGAAAUCGUGGGUGGGGACGAUCCCGAACCAGGAAGCAGCCAAGAAGGUCCACUUCUUUAAGUUCGGAUGUCGACAGGCCAACCCCAUCAAAGAAGUUUAAGACUGGGAAGGAGAUCCUGAAGGAGUAUUACUUGAAGCACCACUUCCUCAAUGAGCAAGAUCUGGACGAGCUUGUCACCAAGACCAACAUGAGCUAUGAACAGCUCAUCCAGCCAAAUGGACGGAUGCAAUGGUGAGGCAUCUGUCCAUCCAUCCUUCAUAGUGCAAUUCACAAGAAUUAGAAAUAUUGGUCA